AACAGCACUUAUCUACUAACUGUUCACAUUCCAUUUUACCUCCGGUUUCUACCAAGAUAUGGCAAACAAUGCCCAAUUCUUGGUUAGAGGUGCCAGGCACCGUCGAGUGCAUGCGAAACAUCCGCUGAUUUUGGAACCGCAUGACCGCAUCUGAUACAUAUAUUUGUGCAAGAACCUUUUUUGUCCUCCAUAUUUCGGUUUUCACUCUGCCGCGCAUUUGCGUGUGGUGUCUGGUAAUGGUUUGGCGGAGAUGACUCCGGCAUCUUUUAGCUUAGCUGGAGGGAUAUAAAUUUAAGGAACCCACCCCUUGUAAAGGAAUUAAAGGGCUAUCACCAGUGGGGAUUCUUAUUUAAUAAUACCUCUUAUCAAUUCCCUGCAGUGAGGCCCGGUGAAGCUUGCUUCAUGGUUUUUUAUCAGCUUCUUUUGUUUCUCGUCCUAUGGACUUGUUACGGCAGCGCUGCUUCUGUUACCAAGCAGCGUGGACCAGUUUUUAAGCCCAGUUCCAAUGGCCAUAGCUCAAAUAAUAUCAUUGAGUGCUCCUAUCCAGACAUGCACGGAUGGGUCCAUGAUAAAUUCGACAAACGGAAUUGGCUCAAAUGGGUUGGUAAGGGCCCGGCGCCUGAGCCUCGCGAGUAUGGCGUUGCUACCGAUUAUGAAAAGUACACACCCAAGGGCAUCACUCGAAAAUAUUACCUAGAAAUCACCAAUGGUACCGUUAAUUUUGACGGAGUGCCAUUCACCAAGGCAAAACUUUUCAAUGGCACAUACCCUGGCCCUUGGAUUCAGGCCUGUUGGGGUGAUGACCUUGAAAUCACCAUCACGAACAAGCUUGAGUAUAACGGAACUGCAAUCCACUGGCAUGGCCUCCGAAUGCUUAAUGCCAACUUGUACGACGGCGUUCCAGGAGCCACACAGUGUCCAAUUGCUCCAGGCGAUUCCUUUACGUACAAGUUUCAAGCAACUCAAUAUGGAACGAGUUGGUAUCACAGCCACUACUCCUUGCAAUAUUCCGAUGGUUUGGCUGGGCCUUUAACAAUCCACGGUCCAUCGAGCGCCGAUUACAACUUCUCCCUUGAUCCGCUGUUGAUGACCGAUCACCUUCACAACAGCGCUUUCGAGGAGUAUUAUCAAGAGCAGGCUGGCAGACCUCCGAGGAUGAGCAGCAUAUUGUUGAAUGGAAAAGGGAGCUACACUGGUCUCGGUGACAAGGCUCCGAAGAGAAAGUAUAGCACCGUUGUAAAAAAGGGGAAAAAAUACCUUCUGCGCCUGAUCAAUGCUUCAACGGAUACCACGUUCAUCUUUUCAGUUGAUUACCACAAUUUGACAGUUAUCGGAGCGGAUUUCGUUCCAAUAACUCCGUACGACACUGACCACAUUGCGGUUGGAAUAGGCCAACGAUAUCACGUUAUCUUAAAUACACUCCCAAAAGCUAGAUCCGGCGACGCGUAUUGGAUGCGCGUUAUCCCAACCGAACGAUGCGGUCGCUUUGAGUCCGAGCAUCCUCCGGAUGAGAGACUAGGGGUGCUGUACUAUGACCGAAAGACCAGAAAAUUCCCAACGACCAUGCGAGAGCAAUUCUCCCUCAAGUGUCGCGAUGAACCCUUCGAGCGGCUGAAGCCUAUCCUCUCAUGGCAGGUUCCAGAUCCACUACUCUACCCUGGUAUAUUCACGAACACCACUCGUAGUGAUGUCGAACUCGGAAAAUGGCGUAUGCCAGGGCGCCCACCAAGUUCCGGCGAAGUUACCUACUGGACCAUUGGCCCUUCUCCCAUGUGGGUGAACUACUCAAACCCCCUAGUCAAGAACCUGGACAAGACUAGGUUCGACGACACCUUGGUUGUGUAUCCAUCAGAGGACCACACGAGAAACGGCUGGGUGUAUCUUUUGAUCACCGACACGUUCAGCCGGCCCAAUAAAACUGCAGUAGCUCACCCGAUGCAUCUUCACGGUCACGAUUACGUCUUGCUCCAGCAGUCGACGAAGCCAUUUACUCCCGAGAAAUUGAAUUUGACGCUCGACAAUCCACCUCGACGAGACGUAGUCCUGUUAUCAGCACGUGGAUUCCUCGUUAUUGCAUUUAAGGCCGACAACCCAGGAUCGUGGGUCUUGCAUUGCCACAUCGCAUGGCACUCAUCCGCAGGCUUGGCACUGCAAAUCCUUGAGCGCCGUGAUGAUUUCAAGGCAUCUUUGAUGAACAAACAAGAUGAAGUUGCAGAGGUGGAGAGAGUCUGCAAAAAUUGGGACACUUGGUUCAGUAACCCCAAGAACCACUGGGAGCCUGAUGGGUUCUUCCAGGAUGAUUCAGGUAUCUAAAGAGGGGGCAAGACCGUAUGGGGUCCAAGCUAAGACCCUCGUUGCCGAAUACACCCUUUUUUUUCUAUUUCCUUUUUCCUUUGCUCCUGUUUCAAGCCCUUGAUUUGCCGACAUUAUGAAAAAGAAAUUCUUGUGGGGUUGCGCUCAUUUUCAUGGCAAGGGAGUUAUUGUGUUGGGAGGUGCAUCACGGUGUUUGAAUUUGGAUAAUAAUGACGAGAUAUCUAAUAAUAGGUUAGUUAAUAGUACUCCGUAAUAAUAUUUUCUUUCUCAUUAA
Messenger RNA from Coccidioides immitis RS, 2587 nucleotides. RefSeq names its product multicopper oxidase. Gene Ontology annotation, molecular function: oxidoreductase activity; copper ion binding. The record is from RefSeq and is a predicted model, not a curated record. The transcript has 8 exons. Lineage: Eukaryota; Fungi; Ascomycota; Eurotiomycetes; Onygenales; Onygenaceae. The coding region runs from base 403 to 2313 and encodes 636 amino acids.